AUGAAGGUGAGGAAGCCAAAGUUUAUUGGGGUCAUCCAGGCUAUCUUGACGGCUGGAAAGCAACUGCGGAAGCUUGUUCUCGAGGAUACUGACAACGUGUCUUCUCAGCAUAGAACUGUCCACUCUUCUUUGUUGAGAAGGCUCAUAAGUACAGCUUCAUCGUCUGCUGUACUUGCUAAUGCUGUGAAACUUCUGUCGUGUCUUGACAAAGAUGCUGCUGAUCAAGGAGAUAUGAUAAACCUAUUCAUUUCAUCUGUUGACCAGUUCCCCGAGGUUGCAGAGGGUCAUGUGACUGUUGAAAUGGCCAAACAAAAACUGGAUUUAUUAAUUGUUGAAUAUCGGAAGCAGCUUGGCAUGCGCAGCUUGGAGUACAAAACCGUAUCUGGAACAGCUUACCUGAUCGAACUACCAGUAGAUAGAAGGGUGCCUUCAAAUUGGAUGAAAGUAAAUAGCACCAAAAAAACUAUUAGAUACCACACUCCUGAAGUAUUGAAGAACUUGGACAACUUAUUACUGGCUAAAGAAGAACUAGCAGUUAUCUGCAGGAAAACAUGGCACAAAUUCCUUAUGGAUUUUGGCAAAUAUUAUGCGCAGUUUCAAGCAUCUGUGGAAUCUCUUGCAGCUCUUGACUGCUUAUACUCUCUUGCCACUCUUGCAAAACAAAAUAAUUAUGUACAACCUAAUUUUGUUCCUGAAAAUGAAGCAAGUCAGAUCCACAUCAAAGAUGGCCGCCAUCCGGUUCUGGAGUCUCUACUUGGAGACAAUUUCGUUCCAAAUGAUACAAACCUUCAUGCAGAUGGGCAGUACUGCCAGAUUGUUACAGGACCAAACAUGGGAGGAAAAAGUUGCUAUAUUCGUCAAGUUGCACUAAUUACUAUUAUGGCCCAGGUUGGUUCCUUUGUACCAGCUUCAUCAGCAACACUUCAUGUUGUUGAUGGAAUUUAUACUCGGAUGGGUGCAUCUGACAGUAUUCAACAAGGAACAAGUACCUUUUAUGAAGAGAUGAAUGAAGCUUCCAGCAUAUUACAGAACUGCUCAUCUCGAUCCCUAGUUAUCAUUGAUGAGCUUGGCCGUGGAACAAGCACACACGAUGGUGUUGCUAUAGCCUACGCUACAUUACACUAUCUCCUGAAAAACAAGAAAUGUAUUGUCAUUUUUGUAACUCACUAUCCAAAGAUUCUUGAUAUCCAGAGUGAAUUUGAAGGUUCUGUUGGGGCAUACCAUGUUUCAUAUCUGUCGACAAGGAAGCUGUUGCAAAUCAGUGAUGAAAUGAUGGGUAAUGGCACAGAAACAGAGGAUCUUGGAGAAAUUACUUUCUUGUAUAAACUUGUUGCUGGAGCUUCAGACAGAAGCUUUGGUCUUAAUGUCGCACUGCUUGCGCAGCUCCCGUUCAGAUGUAUUAAGCGGGCAUCGGUCAUGGCAGCCAAACUGCAAGAAGAGAUGAGUAAGCGCGAUAUAAACAAGCUGGUGAGGUUAAUGGACGAACCAUCCAGUGAUGGACCACGGGAAAGCUCUUCAGAAGUUGGUUUGCUUUGUGCAGAGCCUCACCAGGGGUUGAUGGAAGCAUGCCGCAGGAUACUGCAUGACAUGAGAUCUGCUCAAAGUAAUAACGACAUAACAAAUACACUUUCUUGUUUGAAGAGUGCACAGGAGAUAGCAUCGAAGAUGAUUAAAGGGUAGCAUCCUUCUCAAAUGAUGAAGCACUCUCUCAUUUCUUCCUUACCUUUUUUCUUUUCUUGUUUGGAAUGUAUUUCUUCCUUAACUUGAGGGGGAAUUAUCAGGUAUUGGUACUGUCCCGUUCUGUCCAUCUGUAUUUGCAUAUCUGGCCAUUGAUAGAGCCCCUCAGUCAGCAUUUUCUUACAUGUCACUCAUCGAUAUGUUCCACUUCUGUCGUGGUAGCAUGUUUAUGAGUGUCCUAUAUAAGUAUGUAGAAGGGAGUAUAUAUUUUGUGUUGCAUCGGUA
Molecule: messenger RNA, 1962 nt
Organism: Triticum dicoccoides
Lineage: Eukaryota; Viridiplantae; Streptophyta; Magnoliopsida; Poales; Poaceae
Product: DNA mismatch repair protein MSH3-like
Exons: 8
Coding region: 1-1680 (559 amino acids)
Biological process (GO): mismatch repair; mitotic recombination
Cellular component (GO): nucleus
Molecular function (GO): ATP-dependent DNA damage sensor activity; mismatched DNA binding; ATP binding
Source: RefSeq, a predicted model, not a curated record